ACAGUUAUUUUCCAGAAAAAUUCGCAGAUUAAUAAAACCAUUGAACGCUACAUUUGGUGUGAACGUGACAGGCAGUGUUUUUGUUUGUACAUAUCUUUGAGUAAGAGAAUUCUCGAACUUUUGCUAAAUUCGUACAAUUACAUCAAAUUAUGGCCACGGAAGAAGGUUUCGAACAGUUCGAAGAUGAAGAGGCAGAAAUUCCGAUUGGCGGGACUUUACCCGGUGGUAGGAAACGAUUAUUUUCGAAAGAAUUACGGUGUAUGAUGUAUGGUUUUGGCGAUGAUCAAAAUCCUUAUACAGAAAGUGUAGAUUUGUUAGAAGAUCUUGUUAUUGAAUUUAUUACCGAAAUGACACACAGAGCUAUGGAAAUUGGUCGUACCGGUCGUGUGCAAGUAGAGGAUAUUGUAUUUUUAGUUAGGAAAGACCCAAGGAAAUAUGCAAGAGUUAAAGAUCUCCUAACAAUGAAUGAAGAAUUAAAGAAAGCUAGAAAAGCAUUCGAUGAAGUUAAAUAUGCAGGUACUGUUAGUCAGUAAAUUUAAUUUGUCAAUAUCAAAGCAUAUAACAAAAUACUUUUAUUCUGCCUGAAUUUAUUAUUUAUAUAUAUAUAUUCAAAUAUAUAUUUUUUAUAAAAAGCUUUUUUUGUGUAAAAAGAACAGUUAUUUUCAUGAUUUUGAGAAAGCUCAGAUAGAGUUUGAACAUAAAUGAUCUAAGUACUUAUACUACUUAUAUACUACUUAUACUACUUAUAUACUAAGUACUUAUACUAAGCAUUAUAGUAGUUGCACAGUUUUUACAAGAACGGAAUGCUACAUGCUUGUGUGCUGCAUUUUUAUGAUACUUCAUGCUUGCUUAUCUACAUAAUUGGAAGAUUAUGGUAUACUUAAGAUUGCUUAAAUGUUUUUGUUACAUAAAAAGAAAUAUGCAUAAACAUGUAUAUGUGGGGGUUUCUGUAAGUAUUAGGUCGUUCGAAAAGUUUUUUUUGCUUUAUAAGGAAAUAAUGGAUGCACAACAUUUUCCGUUUUAUAUUAUUGUAUCGAAUUACGUAUGAUCCAUUUUGUUCCAUCAAAAUAAAGACCACAACGUUCGA
Bombus pyrosoma is the source of this 1087-nucleotide messenger RNA. RefSeq names its product transcription initiation factor TFIID subunit 13 (gene Taf13). The record is from RefSeq and is a predicted model, not a curated record. Lineage: Eukaryota; Metazoa; Arthropoda; Insecta; Hymenoptera; Apidae. The transcript is spliced from 3 exons. Gene Ontology annotation, molecular function: protein heterodimerization activity. Bases 150 to 533 code for a protein of 127 amino acids. Gene Ontology annotation, cellular component: transcription factor TFIID complex. Gene Ontology annotation, biological process: transcription by RNA polymerase II.